CUCCUCUUCGGCCUCCUCCUCAACCUCCAUCUCAGCCUUUUCCUCAACCUCCACCUUCACCUCAGCCUCCUCUUCAGCCUCUAUCUCAGCCCCUUCCUCAGCCUCCACCUUCACCUCAGCCUCCACCUUCACCUCAUCCUCCUCAGCCUCCUCCUCAGCCUCCAUCUCAGCCUCCACCUUCACCUUGGCAUCCUCAGCCUCUUCCUCAGCCCCCCUCCUCAGCCUCCCCCUCAGCCUCCCCCUCAGCCUCCCCCUCAGCCUCCCCCUCAGCCUCCUCCUGCCCCAGGGCCACCCUAAGAGGGCUCGAAGGCCGAGGGGUCCGCCCCAUCCUCCCUGACGGGGACCGCGGCUUCAGGCUGGGAAGGCAAGCGGCAGCCUCCCUCCCCUCCAUCUGCCUCCCUCCGCCUCCCCUCCCACUUCAUUCUGAAGCGUAUGGAAUUUAAACAUCUUUGUGAUAAUGGACAUCAGGAAAAUGAUUGGCAAAACGCUUCAGCCUGCAAGACCACUUCGCCAUCCAUCUUCCUCCCAAGAAUCAACAUUCAAUUUUAACUAUCAAAAUGAAUACCCACCUAGCACUCAAGUUUUACAAAGUGGAGUUAACAUGCAGUGUAAGACUAAUUGGGUGCAAACCUUCCCUCCAGAUCUUAACAACCCUCAACCGAGUCAAACUCCAGUGAAAAAAGAAAGAAUUAAAUACAGUAGAGAUUUCCUGUUGAAGUUCGCAAAUACUUCCAUCUGUCAAAAGAAACCUGACUUCCUUCCUGAUCAUCCUGUUAUACUUCCAAACCCAGAGUGUUUAGGUGAUGACAUUUUUCAGCAACCGAUUCAGAACUCCCAAUUCAGGAAUACUGUGGAAAACAGUCAAAAUAUUUAAGUAGCAUUGAUGAAAAUGCAAGCUUUGAAGAUGAGGAAUCACUCAGUUUGUAUUUUGGAAAACCACAAAUGAAGUGAAUGUCGAAACAAUAACUGCAAUGGACUGAAAAAAAAAUCUGAUUGGUUUCAUUUUAAUGACUUACUAUUUGACAUUCUCCUCUAAUGAGUAAGAAGUAUUUUCAACUCUAAAGACCUCAUUUUUCAUCACCUUCGAUUUUUGCUGCCUUAACACCUGCAGUAUUUGGAGAAUAAAAUUAAAAAAUAGUUCACUAACUAUAACUUAGUAAAGUAGGAAUACCAGUAGGUAUUCCUGAUUUGCAUUUUGUUCGCUGUUUUUUCCUUCAUCAUUUGUAACACAUUUGGAAAUACAAGCUGUGUAACAGUAGCACACAUUUUGUAUUUCAGACUAUAUACAAAAUACGCCUCUUACAGCAUUCGAAAUUGUAAAAUGAAGUUCUUGUUUGCAGUAUUCUUGUACAUACCUAAGCAGGUUGGGCAAAAUUUGAUGCAGUAAAUUUAGUGAUAUGAGGGACAUGCCACUGACAGGAGGGGCUUUGUUGGAACCACUGACUAUCGUUAAAUGUUCAAUUUCAAAAUUCCCACAGAUACUAGCCAAGGUUUUAUUAGGUGGAAAUCGUAAUGAUCCUGCAGGAUGGAAAAGGGUAACUGAGAAAAAAUGUGAUCUAUACAAUAUAUUUAACUAAAAGUUAAAGUUUAAGUUAAACAUUGAGAGUGUGCAUUAAUACGACAUUUGCUUCCACCAGGGGGAAACAACUUUUAAUAUUUACAUCUCACUUGAUGUAUAAUAUGUCAACCUUUUUAUUCCUCUCUACAAUUUUAGGAAAGAAUAUAUGAAUGAUAGUUUGAAAACUCUUA
Messenger RNA from Ornithorhynchus anatinus (platypus), 1749 nucleotides. It is a transcript of the gene C4H8orf88, whose product is annotated as chromosome 4 C8orf88 homolog. The transcript is spliced from 7 exons. Gene Ontology annotation, cellular component: cytoplasm. Gene Ontology annotation, biological process: negative regulation of translational initiation. Gene Ontology annotation, molecular function: eukaryotic initiation factor 4E binding. Bases 458 to 874 code for a protein of 138 amino acids. Lineage: Eukaryota; Metazoa; Chordata; Mammalia; Monotremata; Ornithorhynchidae. The record is from RefSeq and is a predicted model, not a curated record.